CAGUGUCAAGAUGAUCAUGUUGUGGAUUACAUUGCUUGUUCUUCAUCGAGGACAUGCACUCAUUCCAGUGAUCCCAGUUCAACUUGGUGAAUCUACAACGUUCACAUGUGAUCUGUCUAGUACUGACAUCAGCCAAGUAGAAGUCCACUGGUACAAGCAGAGUGUUGGAGAUAAUCUGAAACUAAUUGUGAUUCUGCGGGAACAUACAACACCUCAGUUUGCACCAGAGUUUCCUAACUCAAGAUGGAAAGUUAAUAUUCAUGAUGAUUUUAUGAACCUGACUAUUUUGAGGACAAUCCAAGAGGACGAGGGAAUCUAUCACUGCGCAUUGUCUGCAUUGUAUGGCACGGUAUCUAAAUGGAGUGGGACAUAUUUGAUCGUAAAAGGACACAGUCACAAGACAUCAGACUACACUGUUGUUCAGCAGCCCACAGAAUCAGAUUCAGACCAUCCAGGAGAAGCAGAGACUCUCCAGUGUUCAGUCUUGUCUGACUCUGAGAACAAAACAUGUUCAGGAGAUCCGAGUGUGUUCUGGUUCAGAACUGGAUCAGAUAAAUCUCAUCCAGACAUCAUCUACGCUGAUGGAAACAGACAUGAUGGAUGUGAGAAGAGAUCUGACACUCAGAAGAGCUGUGUUUAUCACUUCUCUAAGACCUUCAGCUCCUCUGAUGCUGGG
Stegastes partitus (bicolor damselfish) is the source of this 676-nucleotide messenger RNA. RefSeq lists its product as uncharacterized. The annotation marks the transcript as partial. The transcript is spliced from 3 exons. The record is from RefSeq and is a predicted model, not a curated record. Lineage: Eukaryota; Metazoa; Chordata; Actinopteri; Pomacentridae.